AUGAAAAUCUACAAGUCAUCCGACAUCAAUAUCCCUAGGGACCUCAACCUUACUGAACUAUUGCACACCACGGCUUUCCCUAUUCUCGAAUCACACCUCAUAGCUUCUGAUAGCCUCACCAACAGGAGUGCAACUCUAGGGGAGCUCCGAGACCGAGCUGGUCAAGGACUCGCCGUCGCCCGCCCGCAUUUCGUUAUCGCCUAUGGCCCUGUUGUCCUUGUGGUCGAACAGGCUCUCGAUUUUGUCGCCGAAAUGCUCAUCAAGGAAAAGGGGACUUGGACUCGACCUCCUGUGAUUUCUAUCGUCCUUCCUGCUCCCGGACUGAAACACAUAUCGUCCGAUCUCAUCGCCGCGAGGCGUCUUCCGACCCCACACUUCGACGAUACGUCAACCCGCCUGGCCUCCAUUCAUCUCUCCUCAGGAACAACAGCUCCUCGCCUUCGAUGCACCAGGGGGGCACAAGAUGUUCCAUCCGGCUUCGCGCACCGUUGCCUUCACGCCGUGGGCGCACAUUGCGAACACAACAGCGCCACUGUUCCUCGGGCCAUACGCAGGCAUGCUUCACCACGCGAUGCCGGUUUACAAUCUGGAGCGAUUCGCCAGACUGGUUGGCUCCGUGCAAGCCACGUCGUUCCAGGGCGUACCAAGUAUUGUCCUGGCCUUGGCGGACUCGGACGUGACAGCGACUUCUCCGUUGCACGCCUCAUAGCUGUUGGCGGUGCACCGCUCAAGCAAGCUCAGCUCGAAAAACUCCUGGCUCGAGCGCCAUGGCGGCUUUGCCAAGCCUACGGCAUGACGGAAGCAGCUGGUUAUGUCGCGUACCAGGAAUAUCACGAGGUCCUAUAUGAUGGAUGCACGGGCAAGUUGUUGCCCGGAAUCGAGGCGUGUCUCAAACAGGAGGGAGGGGUGGAGGAUGUGCCAGAUGGUGCAACAGGGGAGUUGUAG
This is a messenger RNA of Verticillium dahliae VdLs.17, 945 nucleotides long. Its product is annotated as 4-coumarate-CoA ligase. The record is from RefSeq and is a predicted model, not a curated record. Bases 1 to 945 code for a protein of 314 amino acids. The transcript has 3 exons. NCBI's taxonomy places the organism in Eukaryota, Fungi, Ascomycota, Sordariomycetes, Glomerellales, Plectosphaerellaceae.